Messenger RNA from Cynocephalus volans (Philippine flying lemur), 3139 nucleotides. Its product is annotated as zinc finger protein 420-like. Gene Ontology annotation, molecular function: RNA polymerase II transcription regulatory region sequence-specific DNA binding; DNA-binding transcription factor activity, RNA polymerase II-specific. Gene Ontology annotation, cellular component: nucleus. The record is from RefSeq and is a predicted model, not a curated record. Gene Ontology annotation, biological process: regulation of transcription by RNA polymerase II. The transcript is spliced from 4 exons. NCBI's taxonomy places the organism in Eukaryota, Metazoa, Chordata, Mammalia, Dermoptera, Cynocephalidae. Bases 7 to 2631 code for a protein of 874 amino acids.
UUCCGGAUGCUGCGAACGCCUCAGCGCUGCUCUCCAGAUCCUGCCCGUGGAUUGUGCGUCCCUGAAGCUAUGCUGUCAGAGUGUGCUAUGGGUUUACAAGAGCAACAAAAGGUGGAUAAACCUCUGGAGUUGGUGUCAUUUGAGGAUGUGGCUGUGGACUUCACCUGGGAGGAGUGGCAGGAUCUGAAUGAUGCUCAGAAGACCUUGUACAGGGAUGUAAUGCUGGAGACCUACAGCAACCUGGCAUCACUGAAUGUCCAAAUAGAUGAUGACCUAGUGGAGAGGAACCAAGAAAGUCACAGUAGAUGCUCACAGCAAAUUGUAAUUACUCACAGUAACACAUCAGCUGAAGAUAGAGUUGUGUUAGGAAAAUCAUUUUAUUUGAAUUCAUAUUAUAUUUUAAAUCUGAUUAUAAAUAAUGGAAACUAUUUAGGGAAGGAACAUGAAGAGUUUUACAAAUGUCAGAAUGCACUUCUUCCGAAAGAGCCUGAUACAAUGUCUACUGGAGAGAAACCUGAUGACCAUCAUAUAAUUAGAAAAUUGCCCAGACAUCACGAGCAUCUUAUUCAGCAUCCCAAUAUUCAAACUGAGAAGCAGCCUUUAGAAUACAGUGGAAAAGGGAAAUCCUCCAACAUAGAGCCAGUAUUUACACAUAAAAACAUUCAUAUGGAUGAGACAACCUACAAGUAUAAUGAGUAUGGGAAAAACUGUGGUAAGUCAGCUGUCAUUGCCCAAGAAGUAAAUCAGGUAGAAAAGAAAACUUUUCAAUGGGAGGUUUGUGGGAAAAUGAUCUAUAGAAAAUGUAAACUCAGUCAACAUCAGAUUAUGCACACAGGAAAGAAACACUAUAAAUAUACUGAAUGUGAGAAAUCUUUUAUUAAGGAAUUAUACCUUACGUCUCAUUGGAGAACACCUACACAGGAGAAGCUUUAUGGUAGUGAUGAACAUGAGAAAAUUUUUUGUCAGAAGUCAGCCCUUAUAAUGCAUCAGAGAAUUCACACAGGAGAAAAGUACUAUGCAUGUAUUAACUGUGGAAAAAGCUUUUGUGAGAAUUCACUCCUCAGCCAUCCUGAGAGGAUUCACACUGGUGAAACACCGUAUGUAGGUAACGAAGGUAUAAAAUUUUUCUACCAUGAGUCUGCUCUCACUGUAUGUCAGAGAAUUCACACAAGUGAGAAACCAUGUAAAGUAUAUAAAAAAACUUUGUACUGUAAUAUAUGUGGUACAGCUUUUCAGCAAAAAUCACACAACAGCAGCCUUCAGAGAAUUCACACAGGUGAGAAACUAUGUGAAUGGAAAGAAUGUAGGAAAGCUUUCUUCUAUAAAUCAGUCCAUAUUCUACAUCAGGGAGCUCACAUAGGAGAGAAACUACAUGAAUGUAAAGAAUGUGGAAAAGCUUUUAACCAAAAGUCACAACUCAGCAUUCAUCAGAGAACUCACACAGGUGAGAAACCAUAUGAAUGUAAAGAAUGUGGAAAAACAUUUAACCAAAAGUCAUACAUCACUAUUCACCAGAGAGUUCACACAGGUGAGAAACCAUAUGAAUGUAAAGAAUGUGGAAAAACAUUUAACCAAAAGUCACACCUCAGCAUUCACCAGAGAGUUCACACAGGUGAGAAACCAUAUGAAUGUAAAGACUGUGGAAAAGCUUUUACUCAAAAGUCAGGACUCAGCAUUCACCAGAGAGUUCACACAGGUGAGAAACCAUAUGAAUGUAAACAAUGUGGAAAAGCUUUUACCCAAAAGUCAGAUGUCAGCAGGCAUGAGAGAAUUCACACAGGUGAGAAGCCAUAUGAAUGUAAAGACUGUGGAAAAGCUUUUUAUGAAACGUCACAACUCAUCAUUCAUCAGAGAAUUCACACAGAUGAGAAACCAUAUGAAUGUAAAGAAUGUGGAAAAACAUUUAACCAAAAGUCAUACCUCAGCAUUCACAAGAGAAUUCACACAGGUGAGAAACCAUAUGAAUGUAAAGAAUGUGGAAAAACUUUUAGCAAAAAGUCAGAUGUAAGCAGGCAUGAGAGCAUUCACACAGGUGAGAAACCAUAUAAAUGUAAAGACUGUGGGAAAGCUUUUUAUGAAAAGUCACAACUCAUCAUUCAUCAGAGAAUUCACACAGAUGAGAAACCAUAUGAUUGUAAAGAAUGUGGAAAAACAUUUAACCAAAAGUCAGGACUCAGCAUUCACCAGAGAGUUCACACAGGUGAGAAACCAUAUGAAUGUAAAGACUGUGGAAAAGCUUAUAAACAAAAAUCAAACCUCAGCAUUCAUCAGAGAGCUCACACAGGUGAGAAACCAUAUGAAUGUAAAGACUGUGGAAAACCUUUUAACCAAAAGUCACAACUCAUCAUUCAUCAGAGAACUCACACAGGUGAGAAACCAUAUGAAUGUAAAGAAUGUGGAAAAACAUUUAAUCAAAAGUCAUACAUCACUAUUCACCAGAGAGUUCACACAGGUGAGAAACCAUAUGAAUGUAAAGAAUGUGGAAAAACAUUUAACCAAAAGUCACACCUCAGCAUUCACCAGAGAGUUCACCGAGGUGGGAAACCAUAUGAAUGUAGAGAUUGUGGAAAAGCUUUUAACCAGAAGUCAAACCUAAGCAGGCAUCAGAAAAGUCACACGGGUGAGAAAUAAUAUUAAUGUAAGGAAUGUGGGGAAACUUUUAACCAAAAGUCAAACUUCCGCAUUUAUCAGAGAAGUCACACAGGUGAGAAACUAUAUGAAUGUAAAGACUGGAAAAGCUUUUACCCAAAAGUCAGACAUCAGCAGACAUGAGGGAAUUCACACAGGUGAGAAACCAUAUGAACAUAAAGAAUGUGGAAAAGCUUUUAACCAAAAGUUAGACUGCAGAAGGUAUGAGAGAACUCACAGAGGUGAGAAACCACGUGAAUGUAAGAAAUGUGGGAAAACAGUUUACUGGAACUUACCGUAAUAGACAUGAGCAAAUUCACACGUGGGAAAAUCCCAAUUAAUGUAAUGGCUGUGGGAGAAGGCUUUGCUAUAAAUCACACCUCACAUUUCAUCAGAGAACUUACACCAAAAAGAAGCUGUAUAAAAGCACAACUGACCCUUGAUAUUGGAGGUUGGCUCCAAGGGCCCCUGUUGAUGAAAACACUUGGAAAUGACCAAGAACUUUCUAUAA